Molecule: messenger RNA, 492 nt
Organism: Bactrocera tryoni
Lineage: Eukaryota; Metazoa; Arthropoda; Insecta; Diptera; Tephritidae
Exons: 1
Coding region: 1-492 (163 amino acids)
Source: RefSeq, a predicted model, not a curated record
AUGUCAGAACUGGAAGGACUAAAAGUAGAGCUUCGUGAUCUCCGGCGCGUACAAGAGGAACUUAUGGCCCAACAAGUUUCAUCCGUGCCAAACAGCAGUGUUCAACGCGUCCACAUCUCUGCAUUCAACAGAAGUCAUCCUAAUUUGUGGUUUGCGCAAAUUGAGCGUACAUUUAGACUAAACAACAUAGUAACGGAUGCAGAUCAAUUCGAUGUGGUGGCCACACACUUGGAAGACGAAACUUUACUCGCCGUAGAGGAUCUCCUGCUUCAUCCCUCAAACGACAAUAAAUACAAAGCUCUGAAAUGCCGUAUACUGGAAAAAUUUGGCGAUUCGAAUCAAAGUAAAUUACAACGAUUGUUGAAAGGCGACGAAUUUGUGGGUAUGAAGCCAUCUGAUAUAUUAGCCCAAAUGCGUCGACUGGCACCAGAUCAAGAUGACUUCAUCCGUCUGCUAUUCCUUCAACGGCUGCCGCCAACAAUACGACCAUGA